This is a messenger RNA of Lodderomyces beijingensis, 1290 nucleotides long. Lineage: Eukaryota; Fungi; Ascomycota; Pichiomycetes; Serinales; Debaryomycetaceae. The record is from the annotation of a GenBank genome assembly.
AUGAGCAAGCUCAGUCAGGUAUUUAUUAUAGGGGGCCUCGUAAGGCUGCUACUACCCACAUUGGUUCCGUCAAUCACCCCGACGCUAUCUUCAGUCGUGGAGUUGUCCACGCCAAUCACUUCAUUCAAGGCACUCAAAGAGGCGUUCUACUUGUUGAAUAACGGCAUUGAUCUAUACGACGGAGGCGUCAACCACAAUCCACCAUUGCUUGUCGUUUUGCUUUCACUAGCGGAUGCACUUCCUUACUCUGACGCGCUUUUCAACGUCAUAUACGCCUUGGUAGACUUGGUGAUUGCGUGGCAUUUGGUGCGCAUCAACCGGUGGUAUAAUGCCUACGUGUCCACGAGGAUGGGCAAGAAGCCGAUUGUUGGGUUCAAUGACGAUUUGAUUGCAAGUUUCUACUUGUUCAACCCGUUGGUGUUGCUAACAAACUUGAGCCAUUCGACGAUUGUGUUUACGUGGCUAUUUAUCGUGGUUGCUGUUUAUCAGAUUACGGUCAAGAAACAGAGUUUGCGUGGGAUGAUUUCGCUUGCCAUUGCAACGUAUUUAUCGUUCCAUUCGCUUUACUUGCUACCGUCAGUGUUGGGCUUGGUCCAUGCCACUGCCGUCCAGAGAGGAGGAGACUUGGCGAGGAUCUACGUGCAAAACAUUGGCAUAUACGUGGCCACGUUGGGGUUGCUCGUCUUGACCUCUUUUGCAUUUACGGCAUCGUGGCAGUUUGUUGACAAUUGCUACCUCACGGUCAUUUUGUUCAAGAAAAUCACACCAAACGUCGGGCUAUGGUGGUACUUGUUCACGGAAAUGUUUGAGUUCUUCUCCCCCUUCUAUGUCGGGAUGUUCAACAUUUACUCGUUCUUGUACGUGACGCCCAUUGCACUCCGGCUAUUUGAAUACGCCAAGACGCCGCAGUUGGGGGAUUCGUUCGUGGCUAUCGUGUUGUCGAUGUUGUGGAUUUCUUUCACCAAAUCGUACCCCACCGUUGGAGACUUGGGGUUCGUUUUGUCGUUGGUUCCAAUCUUGAAAGGCUCGGUCUUGCCACGGUGCACUAUGGUUUUUGCUACGGGGCUCACUUUGGUUGUUGCGCUUCUAUUAUCUCCCAUCUUCUACCACUGCUGGAUCGUGCUUGGCAACGGCAAUUCCAACUUCUUUUACGGGAUUAACUUGACCUGGGGAGCAGUUCACAUCAUGGCAAUCAUGGAUUUGCUCUGGGGCCAGUUGAUUAGAGAUUACAUUACCGAGAACGAAGUUAAAGAAGAUGACAUUGCAAAGCUUUCUUUAGCUCAGAUAUAA